Punctularia strigosozonata HHB-11173 SS5 is the source of this 826-nucleotide messenger RNA. RefSeq lists its product as uncharacterized. The record is from RefSeq and is a predicted model, not a curated record. The coding region runs from base 283 to 789 and encodes 168 amino acids. The transcript has 3 exons. NCBI's taxonomy places the organism in Eukaryota, Fungi, Basidiomycota, Agaricomycetes, Corticiales, Punctulariaceae.
GCACUUGAUUGAACUGACUGACGGUCGCGCGGAGCGUUGAGGGAUAACGGUCCUGUGCGUAAAGCUGCGAUAACUUGCUUGGGAAGUCAUUUGCCAAACAACGGAAGCGGUGUAAGUAACGCUCACGUCACUGAGAAUCGCGCGACGUCACGCGUUUUUCCUACUUCCACUUCGCCGCGUGACGGCGACGCUCUGCCUUCGUUGCAUCCGACGUACCUGACUGUUUAUUAUAUUCUCCGCGACCCGAGAUAUCCUACCUAAUUUCAACACCUAACUGUCGUCAUGCCUCGCUAUGGUCACGGCUCCAUGUGCGCGUAUGCUCUGGAAGAGGCCGCCCAAGUUGAGGUGAAGAAGUCGAGGAAAAGGGUUGUCCUGACGCCGGAGGAAAGAGAGGAGAAGAAACGCAUGGUCGCUGCUCGGAAAGAGGCGCGCGACAAGAAGAAGGCAUGGGACGCGAGUCUCGCGUCGGAAGGGCGUGUCCUAACCUUCGCGAUGGGCACCAGAGUCCUGUUGAAGAGCGACGCGCAGAGAGCGUUCAGCCUGACUCCUAAGGAAAUGCGGAGCCUUCCGUAUCAGACCUUCGCGUGUUCUCCCAAGACCAUAUACUCCCUCGACUCCCUCAGGCAGCUUGCAACUCGCAAGCGAGCCGCUCUCGGCGAAGAAAAAUUCAAUUGCGACGCGCUCGCAGCGAUGACAAGAGAUCCGCGGUACACAAUGACAAUCUACGGCACCAGGUUGACGCACCUCCAGGGUCGUCCGGACAAGUAUGACAGGAUGGGCUGUCGAUGAGUUUUCAUCUACGACAGGGUAAUACAUUGUAAUUGCU